This is a messenger RNA of Ixodes scapularis (black-legged tick), 1041 nucleotides long. Its product is annotated as 39S ribosomal protein L46, mitochondrial. The record is from RefSeq and is a predicted model, not a curated record. Gene Ontology annotation, molecular function: structural constituent of ribosome. Gene Ontology annotation, cellular component: mitochondrial large ribosomal subunit. NCBI's taxonomy places the organism in Eukaryota, Metazoa, Arthropoda, Arachnida, Ixodida, Ixodidae. Bases 33 to 995 code for a protein of 320 amino acids. The transcript is spliced from 6 exons.
ACCAUUUUUUAAUCCGAAUCCCUUGAGUCAACAUGGCGCUCUCCUCCGUGCGGUGCUCCGUGGUUGUUUCAAGGAGAUUUCUUCGGAAUGCCGCUUGCCUCCAGAAUUCAGUUGCACCAAACGAGAGAGUUGUCAUGCCGGCAACGACUCAAGUGAGGCCGUCCUCGGAAUGGCAGCUCGUGAGUGCAGUGGCAUUGGAGCGAAAGCCCGUCAUCACUCGGGACUUCAACGAGUUCGAGAGGAGGUACUUGGAGAUGCUUCGCACCAUGGAGGUCGAGGCAAGCCUCCUGAGCGACCACGAACUUCAGGUCAAAGCAGAGUCCCAACGGAAGGCCAGCACUGAUGAGGGCGGCGGCAUCAAGAUUCAGACUGCAAACGACAUCGCCGAGGAGUGGAACAAGAAAGCCAAGGAAUUCCUGCCAGCUUCAAGGCUUACGGACGCAGACACGAGGGGAGACAAACGCAGCACAGAACGUCUCCUCGACCAUCCCCUGCUGCUCGUCGUGAACCAGCGGCUUGGAAACGGACACCGGUGGAUCUUGCCGCAGACCGUUCACACGGUGGGGGAGACCAUGCGCCAGACGGCGGAGCGAGCUUUGGCGGAAGUCUGCGGCAGUGGCCUGGAGGUGCGGUUUCUCGGCAAUGCUCCGGCCGGGUGCUACAAGUACCGCUAUCCAGCGGAGUUCCGGAAAGACGGGAUCGUGGGGGCAAAGGUGUUCUUCUUCAAGGCUCAACUUCAGGGUGGAUCGCUUUCGGCGGACUCCCUAAAGAAGCUCGACAGGGCCAGCGAUUUCGAAUGGCUAACCCAAACAGAGCUCGAAUCAAGAAUGCUGCCCAAAUACUGUCAGUCCGUCAAGUCGUUUCUCAUGUCCACCGAAAAGAUGGAUUGUCAGCACCUCUUGGACAAAAUUGAAUCAUCGGUCAAACGAAGGAGCCAACACAUCACUCCCGAGCUGGACACGAAAACCAAGGCCACGGAAGCUGUGAAAGCGUAGAACCAUGCUUUUUUUUUUAUUAAUAUUACAGUCUCAUUAAUAUGUC